Prunus persica (peach) is the source of this 1247-nucleotide messenger RNA. RefSeq names its product putative pectate lyase 2. NCBI's taxonomy places the organism in Eukaryota, Viridiplantae, Streptophyta, Magnoliopsida, Rosales, Rosaceae. Gene Ontology annotation, molecular function: pectate lyase activity. The transcript has 4 exons. The coding region runs from base 51 to 1016 and encodes 321 amino acids. The record is from RefSeq and is a predicted model, not a curated record.
GAAGUAACCGGCAGGAACUUGCAUUAUGCUCAGUGGGAUUUUCUGGGAAGAUGAGCAACAACAUAGGAAGAGAUGUCAUAUACUAUCAAGUCACGGACCCAAGUGACAAUGCGUUGGACCCCAAACCGGGAACUUUGAGAUAUGGGGUUACCAUGAUCAAAGGGAAAAAGUGGAUCACCUUCCAGAGGGACAUGCGCAUUAGGCUUGACAAACCACUUCUCAUUAGUAGCUUCACUGCCAUUGAUGGAAGAGGUGCUAAUGUUCACAUUGCUGGUAAUGCAUGCUUGCUGGUCUUUCAGGCAAGCAAUAUAAUCAUCCAUGGCCUUCGAAUCCAUCAUUGCCGACCCCAACCACCAAGCUCAGUUAUGGGUCCAGAAGGAAAGAUAAUGCCAAUAGGGCAGGUUGAUGGAGAUGCAAUCAGGUUGGUAACUGCAUCAAAGGUUUGGAUAGACCACAAUACACUCUACGAGUGCCAGGACGGUCUUCUCGAUGUUACUCGCGGAUCUACCCAUAUCACCAUCUCCAACAAUUGGUUCAGAGACCAGGACAAGGUUAUGCUUCUCGGCCAUGAUGAUGGCUACUUUCGGGACAAGAACAUGAGGGUGACUGUUGUGUACAACCAUUUUGGACCCAACUGCAACCAAAGAAUGCCAAGGAUUCGCUAUGGAUAUGCACAUGUCGUGAACAACCUUUACAGAGAAUGGUCGCAGUAUGCUAUUGGGGGAAGCAUGAACCCUAGUGUUAAGAGUGAAGCCAACCUCUUCAUUGCACCAAAAUCGGGAAACAAGAAAGAGAUCACUUGGAGGAAGGACAGCAUUGGAGACAAAGAAUCCUGGAAGUUUUACUCUGUAGGAGAUAUCUUUGAAAAUGGGGCUUCUUUCGUGGAAACAGGUGCCGGCAGAGCAAAGCCAAACUAUAACAGAGAACAAACUUUCCCAGUUGUUAAUGCCAAAUCUGUCCGCUCAUUGACAAGGUCAUCUGGUGCUUUGAUAUGCAUCAAAAGAUCCAGAUGCUAAUUAAUUAAGGCAUAGGCUCAUGCGAUGCAAUGUGGAGAUGAUAUAAUUGCAUGUCAUAUAUAUACAUGCAUAGGAAAAUAAAUUGUAUGUCAGCUGAAAAAAGUGAACAAUUGUAUAGUGGAUAUAUAAAUCUCAUCUCCCUCCUAUAGUAAUGCAAGAUAUAUAUAGCAGUUUGUGACCAAACAAAAUACAAUUAAUGCCAUCGCCCAAGACUAUACUUAUUUUACGAUU